Apodemus sylvaticus (European woodmouse) is the source of this 2527-nucleotide messenger RNA. RefSeq names its product transmembrane protein 120B (gene Tmem120b). Lineage: Eukaryota; Metazoa; Chordata; Mammalia; Rodentia; Muridae. The record is from RefSeq and is a predicted model, not a curated record. The transcript has 12 exons. Gene Ontology annotation, cellular component: nuclear inner membrane. The coding region runs from base 122 to 1141 and encodes 339 amino acids. Gene Ontology annotation, biological process: fat cell differentiation.
GCUCCGGCUGCGCAGGAACAGCUGGUGCCUCGGGAGGCGGCUAGUGAGCGGGCGGGCGUGGGUUGCCGGUGGCCGGACGGGCCACGCUGCGGGAGCCGCCGCCGCCUUGCACCAUUGCACCAUGUCCGACCAGCUGGAGCGUUGCGAGCGCGAGUGGCAUGAACUGGAGGGAGAAUUUCAGGAGCUGCAGGAGACACACAGGAUCUACAAGCAGAAGCUGGAGGAGCUGACGGCGCUACAGACACUGUGCAGCACCUCCAUCAGCAAGCAGAAGCGGCGCCUCAGGGAACUGAAACACACACUGCAGAGGUACAAGCACCACUCCAGCCAAGAGGAGGCGGAGCUUAUCCAGCAGAUGACCGCCGACAUUAAGGAGCGGCAGAAUGUCUUCUUCGACAUGGAGGCCUACCUACCGAAGAAGAAUGGGCUCUACUUGAAUCUGGUUCUUGGCAAUGUGAACGUGACCCUACUCAGCAAUCAGGCCAAGUUUGCCUACAAGGACGAGUAUGAGAAGUUUAAACUCUACCUGACCAUAAUCCUGCUUCUGGGUGCUGUGGCAUGCCGCUUUGUCCUUCACUACAGGGUGACAGACGAAGUCUUCAACUUCCUGCUCGUGUGGUAUUACUGCACCUUGACCAUUCGGGAGAGCAUCCUCAUCAGCAAUGGCUCCAGAAUCAAGGGCUGGUGGGUGUCUCACCAUUACGUCUCCACGUUCCUGUCAGGAGUGAUGCUGACAUGGCCUAAUGGACUAAUUUAUCAGAAGUUUCGAAAUCAGUUUUUAGCGUUCUCCAUUUUUCAGAGCUGUGUUCAGUUUCUACAGUACUAUUACCAGAGGGGCUGCCUCUACAGACUGCGGGCCCUGGGGGAGAGGAACCACCUGGACCUCACUGUGGAAGGGUUCCAGUCCUGGAUGUGGCGGGGCCUCACCUUCCUCCUGCCUUUCCUCUUCUGCGGCCAUUUCUGGCAGCUCUACAAUGCCGUCACCUUGUUUGAGCUUUCCAGCCACGAGGAGUGCAAAGAAUGGCAGGUGUUCGUGCUGGCUCUCACCUUCCUCAUCCUCUUCCUCGGCAAUUUCCUGACCACGCUCAAAGUCGUCCACGCCAAACUCCAGAAGAACAGAAACAAGACAAAGCAGCCAUGAACCUCCGGACUCUUGUGCCUGGGGGGCCUUGGGACUUAAGACUGCUGGGCAUUCCAGUCAGCGGCAGCUGUGGGCAGCAGCAUCUCAGGGGCCAGCAGCAUCUCUGGGAGCAGGGCCAAGGCCUUGGUUCUGGGCAGACAUGAGGAAUGUGAAGGCUGCCUGUGCGCACAGUAUUAAUGUCCCAGCUCCCUAUUUAUAUAACAUAUUUAAUAACGCAUCUUCCCUGCUUCCCUGGAAUGCGAGGCCUUCCCCAGAGCUCCGUGUAAUGGCCGUGGGCAGGUCUAUGUCUGUCUUCCAGGGAGGGGCAGAAAGCCUCAGGGAACCCCUCUCUCCCUGCUCCUGUCAUUUGAAUCCCUCACUGGGGUUUGGAUGUGCCUCACUGGGGUUGGCUUUAGCUGACCUGCUACUCACUGUGUCCCAGGCACCGGGUGGAAUGAAACCUUCGGCAUCCUGUGGAGCCCGCCCCGUCCUGGGCCGCCAGCUCUGCUGUACGCCUCCCACAGCCCCCACCCUCUGUUGUGGGGAAAUAUUUAAGUUCUCAGAGAACCUACCUGUCUCAUCUCUUGCCUUGUGACUCCCAAACCUCCUGUUGGGCCACUGGGGGAAAGUGAUGCAGCCUCCUGGAGACCUCAAAGUCUCUUCCCCUUGGAGCCGAGCGCCGGGGGUUUUAAGGACAGCCUCCACCAGAGGGCGCCCAGCCUCUGGGUCGUCGGACUUCCCGCGGACUCUUGGGCCUUCCUCACUGCACCCUUCAGCCGCCUUCACAGACGGAGAGUCCUUGGCACAGGACCCAGACCCUCAUUGUAACAGCCAUUUGGAGAUCACCCAGUCCCUUCCUCUCUCAGAGGCUUUUUGUGUGGGAGGGGGGAAGAGUUGGGGGGGUGUCUAAGUGGGCCUGUGAGGUCCAGGCAGCAUCAAGAGUGGAGGGGCAAACAGGACCAGAAGAAUGUUCUCUUGUCCCUGCCCAGCCUGCUCGGAUCCGACAUCACAGCUGGCUGCCUCAGACACAGUUCAUUUAGUCCUCACAGGGCUUUAAAAUUCUUUAGUUAUAGGAAUCCAGAUUUCUGUUUACCUUAAGAAAAAGUGGGAAGGCCUGGCUACAUUCCCAAAGGGCACGGUCAGGCACCAGUUCCCGUUUGCCACAGCCCGCCCCGCCCCUCAUCCCUGCCCUAUUUCUGCCCUUGGUCUCCUGUCCCUGGAUCACCUGGGUUGUCCUUCGCAGGCACCUGGGAUUGCCACAGAUUAGGACUUUUCCCAUCAAAGCCCAGAAGAUGAGUAUUUUGGGCUUUGGGGGCUAGUCCUGUGGGAACUUCAGUCGGCAGUUGUAGAGCAAAAACUGCCAUUACAUAAUUGUGGCUGUUCAAUAAAACUUUAUUUACAAAAACA